Suillus plorans is the source of this 1271-nucleotide messenger RNA. RefSeq lists its product as uncharacterized. Bases 103 to 1035 code for a protein of 310 amino acids. The record is from RefSeq and is a predicted model, not a curated record. Lineage: Eukaryota; Fungi; Basidiomycota; Agaricomycetes; Boletales; Suillaceae. The transcript has 6 exons.
AACUACUAGUGUAUGCAAUAUGCAAUACCUAAAGUAUAUAAGGAUGGGAUCGAUGGGCUGACCUAACAUGUUACUUUUCCCUAUUUUUAUUGCGUAUCUGCGAUGAUCGACGCCCCGGUGCAGGAUUGGGGAUCGAUUGACGAAUCGAAUAUUACAGAGCUCAGAAAUGACAUAUCUAUGUUUCGUAGAAGAAGCGAAGAGUAUAGCCGUUUGAACUCAUCCCUUGACACUAUACUGGAAAUGAAAGCAUUUGCGACAGAAAACCAAGUAUGUGUUCCUGGGUUGCCCAAAUUGCUUGAAUUGUACUCUAGUGCCGUUGCGCAAGGGAAACAUAUACAAAAACAAAGCUGGUGGAAGAAAAUUCGGAAAAUGAGGGAUUGGGAGGGAAGUGAGGGUGCAUUCAAGAGACGUUGCGAAAGAGUUUGGCUUCUCGCUCAUCAAACGUCCACUAUCGUCAAUCAUGAAGUCUCAAAAGUGACGAUUGGCCGAGUGUCCAUUCGACGACGCAGAUCCCUCGACGGACUAGUAGGCCAAGCUGAACCCGACCUCGUUCAGCGACAUAAUCAACAUGGUGACACUGCGACGACUCAGAGAUCCACACCUCCCAAUACUGGAGUAGUCGCACAAAGCUCGAGCACCACUAAUAUGCUCUCGGAGGAGACAAUACGAAAAAUCGCUGACCUGAGCGCCGCAAAGAUAUUGGAACGGCUUUCUGGUAGACCGCCUGGUGGGAUAUCACAAACUGUCAACCACUUCCAUGGAUGCAUCGUUAGGCCCGGCAGAGGGGCUGCACCCACGGUGAAUUUCGGAGGGAAGAAUAAUAGAGGAGCAGACAUAAAAACAUCUCCCACAGAGGGAGUCGAAUGGAAUGGUGCAGAUGAUAUUGACGGCAUAAGCGACGAUGAGUCAAAUUAUGACACUGCUACUGAUGCCACACGAUCCGGUUCUGGGCGACAUAGUGGCUCAGCUAUAUCUUUAGCAGCGCAGAGCAUGCAGUCCCCUGCGGGGACAUCCAGGUCACUAUCAGGCACAUGAUAGUUAGAGUACAGAAUAGCCAACUUACUUACCAUUGACCCACUGAUCCGUCCCCUCACGGAAGCAAAUAGGAACAGUCGACGACGACGACGACGAAGAUUCGCAUCAUCCGGCAUUGUGAGAAAUCUGUACAUCACAUACUGUAUUUUCUAGCACUAAAAUCCGACCAUAAGAGGCGGCCUUCCUUGACGAGAGGGCCAACAUGCCAAGCCUAAUCCAGUUCAAUCUCCGCAAGU